This is a messenger RNA of Oryzias latipes (Japanese medaka), 2347 nucleotides long. RefSeq names its product ADP-ribosylation factor 6b (gene arf6b). Lineage: Eukaryota; Metazoa; Chordata; Actinopteri; Beloniformes; Adrianichthyidae. The record is from RefSeq and is a predicted model, not a curated record. Gene Ontology annotation, molecular function: GTP binding; GTPase activity.
GUCGGAACUAGGCAGCAGACGCUGAAUGAAGAAGGCGAGAGGAAGUUUCCGCUCACGCUGCUCCACACCUUUCCGGUGAAGCAGCACUGAGAGACCAGCUCCACUAGGAAAAGAAGAAGCAGACGAGUGUUGAGUGAAUUCAUCGAGAGAAGAAUCUUGGAAAAGAAAGCGGCCAGAGUUUCACAGGUGGAUAUCUGUGUCUACGAAUUACUUGGAUUUAUUUUCGAAGUCGUCUUUUUUAAGCACGGCAAGGUAAUCCGGAUCUACUGUACUGUGUUUGGGGAAGCCGUGGAAAGCAGCUUUUUCCUCCCCGGGUAGCUGUGCAUGAAUAUUAAGGGCGCAGCCGGUGAGGAGGACCGCGUCUCACAUCAACCAAACCAGAAAGGAAACUCUCACAGUUUUUGGGGUGGUUUUUUUCUUGUUCAUCUUUGGAGGUCAAAUCCUUUCGCCGUGUGUGUUCUCUUGACUUUUCAGUCCUGACUGGCUGUAGUUUCCACUAAGCUCUGUGCUGAACAGUAAAUGUCUGGAGAAUGGUGCUACCAAGAUCUUAGUGUGAUGUUUUGGGUAGGGCCGAAAAACCUUGUACUUUGAGCAGAACGAUCUCCUAUACUCUUGGACAGACUUCCUACUAGUACAACGUCAACAACUUUUGUCUGUAAGUGUGUAUUUUUAAUUUUAAACCCUACGUAUUAAUGAUGCGUUCUACAGUUUAGCCGCUUUGUGCCCGUAUAUAAGCCCCAACAGUGUCAGAAGCCUUUUUUCUUAGCAACAAAGUAUUUAUGCACAAAAGGUCAAGAUGGGGAAAAUGCUCUCUAAAAUCUUCGGCAACAAGGAGAUGAGAAUAUUGAUGCUUGGACUUGAUGCUGCAGGAAAGACAACAAUCCUAUACAAGUUAAAACUUGGACAGUCCGUGACCACAAUCCCUACAGUAGGCUUCAACGUGGAAACGGUCACCUACAAGAAUGUCAAGUUCAACGUGUGGGACGUCGGAGGCCAAGAUAAAAUUCGCCCUCUAUGGCGGCACUACUACACGGGCACCCAGGGCUUGAUAUUCGUGGUGGAUUGUGCGGACAGGGAUCGGAUCGAUGAGGCGAGGCAGGAACUUCACCGCAUCAUCAACGACCGGGAGAUGAGGGAUGCCAUCAUCUUGAUAUUCGCCAACAAGCAAGACCUUCCAGAUGCCAUGAAGCCACACGAAAUCCAGGAGAAGCUGGGGUUGACCCGCAUCAGAGAUAGGAAUUGGUAUGUUCAGCCCUCUUGUGCGACCACGGGUGACGGACUUUACGAAGGCCUGACAUGGCUAACUUCAAAUUACAAAUCUUAAUGAUAGAGAGCUGACUGUUUUAGGUCAAAGUUCAAACACAAGUAACGAAUAACUUUUCAAAAACAAUGAGUAUGGUUCAAUAUUGAUUUUCCUUCACUUAUUUGUUAAACUUGUUUACCGUAUGACUAAUUUAUCUUUAAUUGGGUUUGCUGCUGACCUUUUUUCUUCUUUCUUUUUUUAAGCAGGCCUAUUUCAUACACGUAAUGCUGGAGCCUGCUUAAAUAUUGACUUAGCUGGUUCAAGAUUGAAGCCACAGAAAUCACCGCAUUUGCCUAUUUUUGUUUUCUCUUCUGUUUUAUAUCAAGUUUUCUAAUGAAGGUUUAACUUCAUUUUUUUUUGCUCCAUUUGAAGUCCUUUGGUCUCAAAUGAAUUAAACUUGAAUUCUCUUUCUUUGAAGUGGAGCUCUUUAAUGUUAUGUAGCCUACCUGAAGGACUUUGGCUUUUGUGUUAACAGUACUGUGAUUAAAAAAUGGAAAAAAAAUGAGUAAAGGGGGGAGGGGGGUAAUGAAACCAAGAAAAAAAGUAAAUUAAUGCUUAUGUCAUUGUCAUUAGUAUGGAAAUCCAAAAAGGAAAUAAAAAAAAAAUCACAUUUUGUUACCUCCAAUACCUUUACAUGGGCUAUAUACUUAACCAAUUGACCUUUUUGUGUCACAUCUCUACUCGUGCUGAUUAUUCACCACAUAAGCCUCCAGUAACUCUGAAAUAUGCUUGUCAGGGUGCAGUUUGAAUUUUGGAUUACAAGAAGUGAGUUGACUCCAACCUUUCCAAAGGAAUGUCAUUAGUUUCUCUUUCAACCUGACACCACAGUCGAUCAGUCUCCACGUUGGGACUUUAUAUGAUAGCAUAUAUCUGUAGCAUGAGCGCGCAAGUACAUUAACCCUCCACCGAGAGUCCAUCUGUCGCAGAGUCAGGGGAAGCGGUCGACUGGCGAGAUGUUUAGUGACACGACUUGCUCCUCUUUGACUGGAGAUCAAUGUACAGAACGUCAUUGUAAUGUCUUAUUAAAAAAAAAAGUGAUUUUAA